Suillus bovinus is the source of this 2592-nucleotide messenger RNA. RefSeq lists its product as uncharacterized. The transcript is spliced from 8 exons. Lineage: Eukaryota; Fungi; Basidiomycota; Agaricomycetes; Boletales; Suillaceae. Gene Ontology annotation, molecular function: zinc ion binding; DNA-binding transcription factor activity, RNA polymerase II-specific. The record is from RefSeq and is a predicted model, not a curated record. Gene Ontology annotation, biological process: regulation of DNA-templated transcription. Bases 1 to 2592 code for a protein of 863 amino acids.
AUGUCGCCACGAGCGUCUUCAUCUGCUCCGAGAAGCGCUUCAGCAGCUAGCGCCCCAUACCCCCGAAGAGCUGCUGGUCAACCAAAGUCCUCCAGGCAACAGUUCUCUGCUUGUGGCGCUUGUCGCAUGCGAAGAGUUCGAUGCGACCUCAAAGACCUCCCCGUGACCCAGACUUCAAAUGGUAUCCAGCAGUCUUCAUGCUCAAACUGCAAAGAACGUGGGAUCAAAUGCGUUGAUGAAUUCGCCGAAGUCAAAGCAGUCAAACUUCUAAGACGCGGCCGUCGUCUACAACAAGUGGAAGCCGUCUACGGCAAAGUUACGGAUGAUGAAUCCAGCCCGUCUUCUACCAUACCCACAGGAUCAAACCCCACGAUCCAAACCACGCUUUCCGCGGCGAUCGCCGCACCCAGACAAACCAUCAUUCCCCACCUGAAGCUGGAAUUCCUUAGCUCAUCCUUCUUCCGCAGGUUUAGCAUCCAACGUCCUAUAAUCGAACCCACUGAGUUCACAUCAAGAUACUUUGCUCAUAUUAAAGGCACUUCCGCCCUCAGUAUCGAGGGUCAAAUGAUCGCGAUGCUACUUGUCACAUGGGCUGCCUCAUUUGGCGUCAAUGAAUAUGGUAUCGAGGAAGAAGUCGAGCCUCAUUCCCCCACUACGCCCGACGGACCCAAGUUCUCCCCGGAUGGCGACGACGAUUUCUCUGACCCCAGCCACCGCACUCGUACUCUUCGUGUAGAGGCAAUGAUUAGGGAGAUCCUCCAUCUCAUCGAUAUUCACGCUCUGCUACGACGCCCAACUUGGGACGGUGUCAGAGUCCUCCUACUCAUUCUUCCAUUAACUCAGGGUAUCCAAAAUUCCAUGGACAGGGGGACCAUGUAUGAGGCGACGCUCUCCCAAGUCUACACACUCUGCACCUCGAGCAAUCACUCUGUGCUACAGAGCGGCCAAGGAUCAUAUUGCGAUGCACUUGUCCGUGCCAGAGUUUUCUGGUAUGCCUACGUACAUGAAGGUGUCCGCACCGCUUUACGCGGCGGUCGGCUAUAUCUUGAUGAGGAUGACCUUAUUGCGUUCCAAAGCACGCUCCCUCCUCAAUAUUGCGCAUCUGCAUCUGGCAGCGCUCCUUCCUCUACGUCUGCUUCAUCACACUCCUCACCUACCGCCACUUCUACAGCAUCGUCUGAUAACCCUGUGAAUUCAUUGCAAGAUCCUCGCGGCCACUCGCGCGCUUCGCUUUCUUACCUCCUCUCUUCCCAUUAUUUUUCGCUUGCCUUAGCCGUAUCUGGCGUGUGUCGUGCCGUUCACUCGGUGCUCACUGGACCUCGUGCGCGCCGUCGCACCGAUGCUGGUGUUGCCAUCCGCGAGGACUCCCUCGUGGAAAUCUGGGAUGGGCUCGAGCGAUGCUGGGAGGAUUUCGAAUCUCUCCGUCGCGGAGCAGGUGGCAUAGGCACCGUGGGCGGCGGCCUUGUGCGUGGAGAGGAUGUCGAGCGUUUCGUUAGCGGAUGGCAAGUGUUCAUCUUUGAGUGCUUGAACAUCAUCCGGGAAGCCUUGAGACAGCGGAUUGUCACACAGACCAAGGGAAGCCCCGACUCGAACGGCCGAUCGCCUCCCGCUGAUCGUGCCCUUUGCCGCAUGCUUGCCCAGGCUACUCGCCGUUGCCGCCUUUUCCUUCCCCGCGUCAUCGCUAUCUUGAAGCGACACCUAGCUGUUCCCUCGAGCGGUUUCUUCGCUCACGAUGCCGGCCUCAUCCGAGACGGAUGCUACUAUGCUGCGUUGCUACUUGCGCAAGGGGACGUUGAUCAAGAUGCAGACAGUGAUCUAAAAGGCGAUGAUGGACUCGCUUGGGACGCGGACGCCGAGGAUGGUGUUGACGUGUGUCUGCGCGCACUAGGAGAGAUUGGCUGGAUCUACGCCAAUAGCCAGGAGCGAGAGAAGACUGUUCGCAUGGUGUGGGAGGCACGGGUCAUUCGUGAUGAUGAGCGCCGUCGUGAACGCAACCGUCAGCGUGAUUAUCUUGAGGAUCAACGUGCUCAGGCUUAUCACUCAGGACAACGUUCGCAGGAUCGUUCGCCUUAUAUGAUUAACAAAUCGUCGUUGCCGGCGUCUGCUCGGGGUCAGGGCACGACGCCUCGUUCGCUCUCGCUUGUAUCUGCAGCAGGACAGACUCGACCUCAUCUUCCCCCGCUUUCGCUCGCAUUCUCUCCGGUAGAAAGAUCACCAAACACAGCUAUCACAGACGACGGUAGUGCUGCGAGCUGGUCGACUUAUACGCCACCGACGACGUCAGGUUCGAUGACUAGUAAUCCCACUACGAACCGGAGUGUGUCGCCACCUGAUUCUGAAUCACCUCACACGCUAUCAUCAUUAAAACAUCUUCCUCCUAUCCAACACUCGUUGAAAACGGAGAAUGAAUCAUUCUACAAUGGGGAUUUGGAUCCAUUCUCAUUUUCUGUGGACAGCAAUACGGGGCCCGGUGUUGUUGGGGGGCCUCAUGGAUGGACGUCGCAAUACCAACAUCCAGUUGGACCUGGGAGUGGUUAUCUGGACCCCAGCGUUAUUUUCACUGGAGGAGAUUGCCCGACGUUCUAUCACUAG